Molecule: messenger RNA, 240 nt
Organism: Linum trigynum
Lineage: Eukaryota; Viridiplantae; Streptophyta; Magnoliopsida; Malpighiales; Linaceae
Source: the annotation of a GenBank genome assembly
AUGCGCGCCGCCAACCCACCCCGCAUCUCCACCAUCAUGUCGUGGAGAGCAUCGAGUCGGUUCCACACCCGCCGUGACUCCUCCAGCCUUUUCUGUCGUUCACUCGCUACUAGAUCCACGAGGGCGUCGAGGCGGUGUUGCGCCGCCUCCCGUUCAGUCAGGUCCUCCAACUCGCCAUCCACCGGACCUCGUGGAGCAGGGAUAGGUGGACGCCCUUGCGGAGCCUUGGCUACGGGUUGA